AUGGCAGCCGUGCCAUACGCUUCUGACAAGAAGGCCGAGUACCUCGACGCCGAGGUUACUGGCCACGAUGCCGCCGCCGGCGCGCUGGGCGAGGCCACGCCGUCCAAGCACUCUCUCGACGAGGACGACGACAACGCCCCCGUCGUCGGGUUCUACGACCUGCCCCUCGAGGAGCGCCGCAAGGAGCGCAAGUUCCUCUGGAAGCUCGACCUCAUCUACGUUACUGUUGCGAUGGUCGCGUUCGUCUUCAAGAUUGUCGACCAGAACAACAUCUCGAAUGCGUACGUUUCGGGCAUGAAGGAGGAGAUUGGCAUCAAGGGCAACGAGUACAACUGGUUCACGACGUACUUCAACAUCGGCUACAUCAUCGUUCUGUACCCCUCCCAGAUCGCCAUCACCCACUGGGGCGCGCACUGGUGGCUGCCGGCAUGCGAACUGAUCUGGGGCGUGCUCACCUGUGUCCUGUCGAUCGUGCAGAACUCGAAAACCGUCUUCGGCAUCCGCUUCCUCAUCGGCAUGGCAGAGGGUACCGCCUGGCCGGGCAACACGACGCUCAUUGCGCAGUGGUAUCUCCCGCACGAGGUGGCUACGAGACUCGCGCUCUUCAACCUCGCCCAGCCCAUCGGCGGCAUGAUCUCCGGCGUGAUGCAGGCAGCCCUCAGCACGCACCUGGACGGCGUGCACGGCCGCUCGGGCUGGCGCUGGGCGUUUAUUGUCAACGGCGUGUGCACGAUCUUCAUUGCGCUCGUCGCGUUCGUCUGCCAGCCAGGCAUGCCGGACCGCCCGAACCCCCUCGCGAGGUGGUACCUCACCGACGAGGACUACGCGAUCGCGCGCCGCCGCGUCGCGCGCGUCAAGCGCAAGGCGCACAAGCCGCUGACCGUCAAGGCCUUCUUCGGCGCAUUCAAGUACUGGCAGCUGUGGGCCAUCGCGCUCUGCUGGGCGUACGGCUACAACACGGUCCCGUCGAGCUACUUCAACCUCUGGCUCAAGUCGCUCACCAAGGCCAACGGCGCGAAGAAGUACACGGUCGCCAUGCUCAACUACCUCACUGUCGCGGGUCAGUCGGUGUCGUUCCUGUCGCUGGUUGUGCUCCUCGGCCUGAGUGAUUACUUGGGCGUCCGCCUCCCCUCGCUGGCCCUCCACACCAUCCUGAACGUCUUCUCGCUCGUCAUCCUCAUCAUCCGGCCGAAGAACGAGCAGCUCCACAUGGCAGGCUACUUUAUCAACUAUGGCGGCCUCCCAGGCUACCUCCUGCCAUGCGCAUGGGCGGCAACGUACCUCGGCCACGUGCCCGACGUGCGUGCGGUCCUGUUCGCGACCGGCACAGUCAUCUCAUACAUCAACGUCGCUUUCAUCCCGCUCUGGGCGUACCCCGCCUCCCAGGCACCCAACUGGAAGGUCGGAGCCAAGUUCUACCUCGGCUCCAUGCUCGUCACGGCCGUGCUGUUUGUUGCCACCGCCUGGGGCCUCCGCUGGGAGGAGCGCAAGCGGCUCCGCGCCGAGGGCAAGGACGUGCCCAAGCCCAAGUGGUACGCCUUCCUCUGGACCUAG
Messenger RNA from Vanrija pseudolonga, 1554 nucleotides. It is a transcript of the gene VHT1, whose product is annotated as Vitamin H transporter. Lineage: Eukaryota; Fungi; Basidiomycota; Tremellomycetes; Trichosporonales; Trichosporonaceae. Bases 1 to 1554 code for a protein of 517 amino acids. Gene Ontology annotation, biological process: transmembrane transport. The transcript has 4 exons. Gene Ontology annotation, molecular function: transmembrane transporter activity. Gene Ontology annotation, cellular component: membrane. The record is from RefSeq and is a predicted model, not a curated record.